AUGGGCGGCCAGACCUCACGCAUGGUGCGCGAGAUUGUGGAAGACUCGAUGUAUAUCAUUCAACAUACUAGUCGCAAGAAUUAUGAGCGUAGUCGCGUGGCCCAUACAGAGGUGCAAUCAAAGCUGAUGGAACUGCGUCGACUUAAUCAUGAAAUACUGCAAUCCCCAGCGAGCGAUGCACAGCGCUCUGAUGUCUACAAGUCGUUCCAAAGUGCAAUGGGGCAACAAAGAAAAGCAUUGGAUGAACAGGCUGAGGAAUUCGCCAAACAAUUUGAAUUGCCGAAGAGCUACGAAAAAAUCGCAGAUGCUUACAUAGAAGAAGAACAAACAUUGACGAGGAAAUCAGAGCAGGCAUUACAGGACCUUAAGUAUGGAGCCACAACAAUUAUGACAAAAGGCAAUGAAUAG
This is a messenger RNA of Plasmopara halstedii, 408 nucleotides long. RefSeq lists its product as uncharacterized. The record is from RefSeq and is a predicted model, not a curated record. Bases 1 to 408 code for a protein of 135 amino acids. Lineage: Eukaryota; Oomycota; Peronosporomycetes; Peronosporales; Peronosporaceae. The transcript is spliced from 2 exons.